Messenger RNA from Pocillopora damicornis (cauliflower coral), 461 nucleotides. RefSeq lists its product as uncharacterized. NCBI's taxonomy places the organism in Eukaryota, Metazoa, Cnidaria, Anthozoa, Scleractinia, Pocilloporidae. The record is from RefSeq and is a predicted model, not a curated record.
CUGUCAUGGACGUGAAUUGCAGUGAUCCGUUUUCAACGACUCUAAAUGACGAUCCCGAACAAGUUAGAAUCAAGUCAGUCAAACUGUCCCAGUUGCUUUAUGCUGAUGCCGCGAACGAUGUCUUUACAAGAGAAUCACUGAAAAAAAAAAGACAUCUCGAAAAGGAAAGAGGCAAAGGCGAAGGAGAAAGUGAUAAUGCGUGUGACAUACGACAUCCUUCCUGUUCACUGCUUCCAUUUCGAUUCGAUACUCAGGAAGAACCGGAGAAAAUUUACGGGAAACGAAAGAAGAGGAAAAUCAAGUCCACCUUAAAUUCGGUUUCUAAGAAAUCACAGUCAAGUAAAGUAAAGGAAAGAAUCAGCCAGGAAGAACUAGAGAAAACCGAAGGAUACAGGCUGUUUAUGGAAGCAUUGGCAGCACAUGCGAUCAAGAAAAGCUGCCCCAGACUGCCUGCUAAAUAG